Messenger RNA from Guyanagaster necrorhizus, 1142 nucleotides. RefSeq lists its product as uncharacterized. The record is from RefSeq and is a predicted model, not a curated record. The coding region runs from base 419 to 1129 and encodes 236 amino acids. The transcript has 3 exons. NCBI's taxonomy places the organism in Eukaryota, Fungi, Basidiomycota, Agaricomycetes, Agaricales, Physalacriaceae.
UCGCAGAAGUGGCGAAAGUGCUGUACCGGCUCACGUUGUCUUCAGUCUGAAAAAAGAUAUCAUUCUCAUAUCACUCCGCAUUGACGCCACCAACGCCGAGGCUAUUGACCAAUCCAAAGAGGAAUUCUUGGGGAUGAGAGUAGACAUCGAUAUCAGAGCAAGGGUGCUUAGUCCUCGUUGCCGACUCGGAGACUUCAUGUGCUUAGUCAGCAGCCACGCCGGCUUUGGCGGACCGUCAAGCUUUUCUCCAUCCUCAACCACCUCAACGCUUCGACAUCCUUGCCGUCGAAUUCGACAUGUUUUCUGCCACCAGAUGUGUCACUUCCAGAAUGCGUCUAUGUACUCUUCGAACAUAUGCAAAAAAAGCACAACACCAAACGGAGGGAUCCACAAAGACAUCGACGCGGGAUCCACAAAUAUGUAUGGUGACACCAGUCGCGGAAAGAAACGAACGAUAAUCGAAAUCCAUAGAAACAAGGAACCCUCCCUAGAGGGGAAUGCGUUCACACCAACUCUCCUGGCGAAAUCUAUUCCAAAAAGCCGGAUUUAUCGGGUGACUUUCUUCCACGGAAACGUCCCUGAAUGUGUACAAGUGCUCAAAAAGCUCCGUGGAGUCGAAAAACUCCUUCCCUUCUAUCUACACCCGGAGAGCCGGAACCUUGGCAACUCUCACAACACCGAGCCAGUCACGCUACAAGUCGAGGGUAAAGCCAUCCCAAAUCUCGAGGAGGUUCAAUCUAUCAUCGACUUUGAUGGCGACAUGAAGUUCAUACGGCAAAGCAAAGCCCAAACCCACAACCUUCAAGGGCUCAUGGAGAGCCUAGAGAGCAAUCCCGAAUGUAUGCGCCUCCCCAUUAUAAUCGACUGGACGUCAAAGAGAGUCCUCAAGGCUGCAGAGUCCCGCAACUACCCAAAGAUCAUGUUCCGGGAGAAGAAGUCGAAGGAGAGGUAUAUGCUCAGGUUGUUGGUGGACCAGAUUUUUGCAAAGGUGAAGAACAAGCUUCGGACUUGUGAUGCGUCGAACGCUGUCCAGACGAAAAACUGGUUUGAUCUGGUCAAAAAUGAAAUCAAACUUCGAAAGUCGCUGUUCAUCCAGACUUAUGGACAUCCGUAUGAUCAAUUGCGCUAGGGUAUCGGUAGCG